CCCCGCCCCGCUGCCUGCGAGGGGCUCGCGAUGGCGGAGAGGCCGCCCCCGGUGAUCUUCUGCCAGGAUUCCCCGAAGCGUGUCCUAGUCUCCGUUAUCAAAACCACCCCGAUUAAACCGUCCCGGGGGGGCGAGGAGCCGGCGCCCGCCCCGCCCGUCCCCACCAGCCCCGGCUUCAGUGACUUCAUGGUGUAUCCCUGGCGCUGGGGGGAAAACGCGCACAACGUGACCCUCAGCCCCAGUAGCGCCGCCGCUCCCUCCUCCGUCCAGCAGCCUCGAGGGGGGGUGGUCAGAACCUCCAGCGGGGAGGAUGAGGAGGCGGGCAGCCCGGAUAGCGGCGGCAGCCACCUGAAGGAUGGUAUUAGACGUGGCCGACCAAGAGCAGAGACAGUGCGAGAUCUAAUAAGUGAGGGAGAGCAUUCAUCCAGCCGAAUCCGUUGUAACAUCUGCAACAGGGUGUUUCCACGAGAGAAAUCUUUACAGGCACACAAAAGAACUCACACCGGUGAAAGGCCUUAUUUGUGUGACUAUCCAGAUUGUGGGAAAGCCUUUGUUCAGAGUGGGCAGCUCAAAACACACCAACGUCUUCACACAGGAGAAAAGCCUUUCGUCUGCUCAGAAAAUGGAUGUUUAAGCAGAUUCACACAUGCAAACCGUCAUUGCCCCAAGCAUCCCUAUGCAAGACUGAAGAGAGAAGAACCCACAGGCAGACUGAGUAAAAAACAAACAGCUGACAAUAAAGCUGUUGCUGAGUGGCUAGCAAAAUAUUGGGAGACUAGAGAGCAGCGCACUCCUACUUUGAAAAGCAAAACCGCUCAGAAAGCUGACCAGGAACAACAAGAUCCCUUGGAAUAUCUUCAGUCUGAUGAAGAGGAUGAUGAGGAAAAAAAUAGUGCUCCCUCAGCUGCCCGCCGUCGCCUUCAGGAGCAGCGUGAACGCCUGCAUGGUGCACUGGCUCUUAUUGAGCUUGCAAACCUGGCUGGAGCACCACUGCGACAGUAG
This is a messenger RNA of Emys orbicularis (European pond turtle), 1002 nucleotides long. It is a transcript of the gene ZNF367, whose product is annotated as zinc finger protein 367. The transcript has 5 exons. Gene Ontology annotation, molecular function: DNA-binding transcription factor activity, RNA polymerase II-specific; RNA polymerase II cis-regulatory region sequence-specific DNA binding. Gene Ontology annotation, biological process: regulation of transcription by RNA polymerase II. Lineage: Eukaryota; Metazoa; Chordata; Testudines; Emydidae. The record is from RefSeq and is a predicted model, not a curated record. The coding region runs from base 31 to 1002 and encodes 323 amino acids.